AAGACUGAAGCAUUCAUGCACACCAGGCCGAUUAACAGUUAAACUCUUACAUAUCUGAGUCUGAUGGACUACUAAUAUUUUUAUAUCCAUGAUUUGUAGAUACUAUUAUUAAUAUUAUUAUUUUGUCUUUUAAGUAUGAUAUAUAUGGAAUAAUAUUUAUUUGGCUAUGAUGAGUAUUUGAGAUUGACAUCCGCAUUUACUUACAGGUUUGAGUUUUAAAACAUCCUGUUGGAAGUAACAUCUAUUAAAUGAAUAUGAACAAAUCAUCGAAUACCUUUAAAUGUGAGAUUUCUGUAUAAUAUGUGUUCUGUUAUGAAAUUGAGGGGCUUGUUUUUGUUUGUUUUGUUUGAAGGGCUCAGCUAAAUUAGUAUUAUAUAAAUUAGGAGAGUAUUAAUCUUAGCUUUAUUAUACAAAUGUAUAAUCUUCCAUAAACUAAACAGUUUUAAGAGACUUAGCAUGCUGCCCCACUAUAAACAUAUAUAUAUAUAUGUGCAAGAACAUGCAUCUGUAUGCUGUUUUUCCCUUACCACAAAGUAGUAUACUUUAAAUACGUUUAUUUUAUUAAGUAUACUUAAGUUAACUUCAAGUAUAUUUUUAUACUUUAUAUAGCAAGUAUACAUAUAUCAGUGUUCUAGUAGUAUACUUGUAAGUGUACUCUUUCAAAACUCCUUGGGACUAAAUUGGCCCACUUUCUAGUAUUUAAAAUGUACUUUUAAGUAUACUUUAAGUAUAACAGUAGCAAACUUUGAGUACACAACUAGUUUACAUCUCUGUUUGAUGACUUGGGAUUUGUCUCAAGACUAGUUUGUGACUUGAAAGGAAUGACUUGUUUCCUCUGAUGAAAUCAGCUGCUGAGUUCAUGGGUGGAACAAAAAUAUGGCAGGACUUUUACUCUUUGGCCCCUGGAUUACCCACCUCUGCAUUUGACAAUGCCUAAUGUCUCCUGACUAUGAUCAGUGUCUUGUCUUGUCUUGUCUUGAUAUAUAUUAAUUCAUGUUAAUGUGUAAUAAAAAUUCGUUGAUCUCUUCUGUGUCUGCUAAAUGAAUAAAUAUAAAUGGAAGAUUUAAUUUAUUAAAUGAAGACAGAGGGCGCUCUUGUUAAAAAUAGAGCAUUUCACAGAGAGGAGGAGCAAAUGAGAGACAUAGAGAGAGAGAGAGAGAGAGAGAGAGAGAGAGAGAGAGAGAGACCCGAGCAGCAGCACACAGAUGAAACAAUGAUCCAGAUCUGUGAUGAUCAACUCAUAUUUCUCCUGCUGCUCCUCGUGUCAGUCGUGGCAUGUGAGACGAGUGAGAUCUUGACUUUCACAGCACAUGAAAGAGGAACAGUUGAGAUAAAGUGUCCAUAUGAGUCUAGAUAUAAAGAAUAUGAGAAGUAUCUCUGCAGAGGAGAAUGUCCAAUACUGAAUAAAGACAAAGUUAUUGAAUCUGGAUCAUCAGCUGGAGAUGAGAGAUUCUCUCUGACUGACGACAGAACAGCUCACAUCUUCACCGUCACCCUCACUGACCUGAGAACAGAGGAUCGAGGACAGUACUGGUGUGGAAUAAAGACAGGGCUGUUGAAACUGGAUGACUCAAAAGAGGUUCAUCUGGACAUUAAACAUGUGUCCCGAGUGUCUGCUGUGACUGGACAGCAUCUGAAUAUUUCCUGCCAUUAUAAAAGUGAACUGAAGAAUGAUGUUAAAUUCAUCUGCAAAAGAAGCGACCCGUCCGUCUGUGAGAAAUCAGCUAUAAAAGCUUCAUCAGAGACCAAUAGUAACAGCCGUUUCUCUCUGAGUGAUAAUGAAUCUGCAGGAGUCUUUACUGUGACCAUCACUAAUCUGACAGAAGAGGAUUCUGGGAUAUACUGGUGUGGAGCUGCACAGAGAGGACAAGAGCACAAGAACAAGUGGCUCUCAGUGAUAGACCUGAACGUUUCUGCUGGCACAUCAGAGAGUGCGUCGCCUAAACCAACAACAACAACCACAACAGCUUCAUGUCACACCAGCAAAGCAAAGACACAAGAUACCUCCUCCAGCAGACCUGUCACAUCAUCAACAUCUCCUUCAUCAACAUCUCCUUCAGUGUCAAUGUUUUUUUCUCACAAUGAAGUGUCACCAAAACCACAACCAGGUUUAACACCAAUCAUCAUCAUGGUGAUGGUCUUAGGGAUACUGACAGGGUUUGGAUUGUCAUUCUUCAUAUACUUAAGAUGGAGGCAAAAGAAAGAAGGAACACAGUGCACAGAUGUCGCCCAUGGCCCGAGUAAGAAUCCGCCCGGUGGAGAUAUGAGAGAAACUAGAGAAGCAGACUGUGUUUAUGAAGACAUCUGUAGCACUCUUGAUCAUCCGGACUAUAGUCUGGUCCUUCCAGCAUGUGCUGAACAUGACGACUCUGUUUAUGCUCUAGCAACAUUACCCAGCAGCCCCUCUGUCGAAAUCAACUACUCCAGCAUCAGAUUUACAGCAGCACAUCAUUCAGACAGGACUUCUGACGGACUGGAAACAUGCGUCUACACAACUGUUAGACCGUGAAAGACUGAGGACAUGCAGGUUUAACUUGAGUCACACCAAACUAGGACUCCAGCUCCUCCUCCUCACGUGCUUUGUGAUUUUAAAUCUGUGGCCUUAAUGUUAUUUUAGAUUAAAUCAGUAUUAGAGAAAUAA
Molecule: messenger RNA, 2641 nt
Organism: Carassius gibelio (silver crucian carp)
Lineage: Eukaryota; Metazoa; Chordata; Actinopteri; Cypriniformes; Cyprinidae
Product: CMRF35-like molecule 1
Exons: 7
Coding region: 1076-2509 (477 amino acids)
Cellular component (GO): plasma membrane
Molecular function (GO): transmembrane signaling receptor activity
Source: RefSeq, a predicted model, not a curated record